Messenger RNA from Manis pentadactyla (Chinese pangolin), 3386 nucleotides. It is a transcript of the gene HMGCS1, whose product is annotated as 3-hydroxy-3-methylglutaryl-CoA synthase 1. Gene Ontology annotation, cellular component: cytosol. Gene Ontology annotation, biological process: acetyl-CoA metabolic process. The transcript is spliced from 10 exons. The record is from RefSeq and is a predicted model, not a curated record. The coding region runs from base 160 to 1722 and encodes 520 amino acids. Gene Ontology annotation, molecular function: hydroxymethylglutaryl-CoA synthase activity. Lineage: Eukaryota; Metazoa; Chordata; Mammalia; Pholidota; Manidae.
CUGCCGGAGCCGCGGUCCCGCCUCCCAGCGACUCUCGGCCUUGCCGGAGUCGGGUGGGUCAGUGGCUAUAAAGCCGGCGGUGUAGGGGAGGUGCCGCGUGCUGUCCCUUCUUGUCUCCAAUUCCGCAGCUCCUGCCCGGUCACAUUUGGCUCUUUCACCAUGCCUGGGUCACUUCCUUUGAAUGUAGAAGCCUGCUGGCCGAAAGAUGUGGGGAUUGUUGCCCUUGAGCUCUAUUUUCCUUCUCAAUAUGUGGAUCAAGCAGAGUUGGAAAAAUAUGAUGGUGUAGAUGCUGGGAAGUACACUGUUGGCUUGGGCCAGGCCAAAAUGGGCUUCUGCACAGAUAGAGAAGAUAUCAACUCUCUCUGCAUGACUGUGGUUCAGAAUCUUAUGGAGAGAAAUAACCUUUCUUAUGAUUGCAUUGGGCGGCUAGAAGUUGGAACAGAGACGAUCAUCGACAAAUCAAAGUCAGUGAAGACUAAUUUGAUGCAGCUCUUUGAGGAGUCUGGGAAUACAGAUGUAGAAGGAAUAGACACGACUAAUGCAUGCUAUGGAGGCACAGCUGCUGUCUUCAAUGCUGUUAACUGGGUUGAGUCCAGCUCUUGGGAUGGACGGUAUGCCCUAGUAGUUGCAGGAGAUAUUGCUGUGUAUGCCACAGGAAACGCUAGACCUACAGGUGGCGUUGGAGCCGUUGCUCUGCUAAUUGGACCAAAUGCUCCUUUAAUUUUUGACCGAGGACUUCGGGGGACACAUAUGCAACACGCCUAUGACUUUUACAAGCCUGAUAUGCUUUCUGAAUAUCCUAUAGUAGAUGGAAAACUCUCCAUACAGUGCUACCUCAGUGCGUUAGAUCGUUGCUAUUCUGUCUACCGCAAAAAGAUCCGUGCCCAGUGGCAGAAAGAGGGAAAUGAUAAAGAUUUCACCUUGAAUGACUUUGGUUUCAUGAUCUUCCACUCACCCUACUGUAAACUGGUUCAGAAAUCUCUAGCUCGGAUGUUGCUGAAUGACUUCCUAAAUGACCAGAACAGAGAUAAAAAUAGCAUCUAUAGUAGCCUGGAAGCCUUUGGGGAUGUUAAAUUAGAAGAUACCUACUUUGACAGAGAUGUGGAAAAGGCAUUUAUGAAGGCUAGUUCUGAACUCUUCAAUCAGAAAACAAAGGCAUCUUUGCUUGUAUCAAAUCAAAAUGGAAAUAUGUACACAUCUUCAGUGUAUGGUUCCCUUGCUUCUGUUUUAGCACAGUACUCGCCUCAGCAGCUGGCAGGGAAGAGGAUUGGGAUGUUCUCUUACGGUUCUGGGUUAGCUGCCACUCUCUACUCCCUUAAAGUUACACAAGAUGCCACACCAGGGUCUGCUCUUGAUAAAAUAACAGCAAGUUUAUGUGAUCUUAAAUCAAGGCUUGACUCAAGAACUUGUUUAGCACCAGAAGUCUUUGCUGAAAACAUGAAGCUCAGAGAAGACACUCAUCACCUGGUCAACUAUAUUCCCCAGGGUUCAAUAGAUACACUCUUUGAAGGAACGUGGUACCUAGUUCGAGUGGAUGAAAAACACAGAAGAACUUACGCCCGGCGCCCCUCUCCGAAUGCCGACACUUUGGAUGAAGGAGUGGGGCUUGUGCAUUCAAGCACAGCAACUGAGCAUAUUCCAAGUCCUGCUAAGAAAGUGCCAAGACUCCCUGCACCGGCCGCAGACCCAGAAGCAGCUGUCAUUAGUAACGGGGAGCAUUAAGAUACUCUGGGUGGGGAAGACCUCAGUGUGGGUUGGGGUGGGUGGGGGACGUGUGAGAACGGUUGGGGGAAUGGGAUGUCUGGGGACAACUUUAAAGGAUUACAUACUGCUUACAUUUGUACAUGACUGACAUGGAGCCUGGAAACUUGUGUUCUUGGGAAAGUCUCUCUGCUCAGUUUGCUAACGUGCUUCCUAUUGUGGUCUAGCCAAUAAUGCUUAAUGUACUGGAAUGAUGUUAAGGGCUCUGUAAAACUUCGUACCUCUCUGGCCAUUUGUAUGCAUGAAGCUGUUUUUAAAUGUGGUAUGAUGAAUUGUGUGCUUCUGGUGAAGAAAACAGGUACUAGUCUCCAAUUUAAAUUUUUUUAAACAUGUAAGAAUUUUAUAUUUUGAAAAAACAAUGUUACUUAAAGUACCUGAGGUUUUUGAAAAAGGUUUCUAGUUUAGGGUAUGUGGUCUUAAAAUGUGAUAUGCAUAAACCCUGUUUGAAAAUGGCAAGAUGAACCUGUUCCUUCUCUAAAAUUUAUAAAUCCUGGAGAGGGAGAAGAGUUGGGACCAUAACAGUGGUUCUGGAAACUGGAAUGCAAUGAUGAGUUACUGUCAUGAUCUCUGUGAAGAGAGAGAUGCUAGCAUUGAGCAGAUGUCUCGUAUGGACAGCAUGGCUCAUUUGGGGGCAACAGAUGUAGCUCUGCUCUAGGUCAGCUCCUGAAUCAAUUCAAGAUGGAUUAUGCUGAGCCAUGAGAUGUUAUUGGAGCUACUGUGUGUGAGGAAGUUCGUUGUAACCCUUCUUUGCGCCUUAGUUUGAAGAAUAAAUAAAACACUUUUCUGGCUGCCUUUUAAAAAUUCAAAACAAAAAGGAAGGAUGGGGCAGGGCAUUAUUAGGUUACUUCUGAUUCUUCAGUGUUAUAAAUUCAACUUAAAGACCGACAACCUAAAUUCACAGUAUUCUAUUUUUUUCCUUCAUAUCUAUUAAAUGAAAAUAAAAAGGUACAACCCAAGUUUUUGCAUAGUAUGACCAGCCACAGAGUAUUCCAUUUCAAGAUCUGGAAGAAGGAUAUUUAAAACUUUCUUAGACUUUCACCUAAAAAAAAACAAUGAAAACUAUCACAUGGGAUGAAUAAGACUGGUUAGACAGUUUUGUAGAUCUCUUUGGUGCUGAACUAUGACAUGAGCCUUAUAGAUUGUAAAAUAGAGAUAGUUGGAACUAAUGUACAGAACUAAAUUUUUUAAACUUCAUUUGCUGUUAAAUUCUGUGAAGUUUCAGUUAUCUAAAACGUACACAAGUACAAAUUGUAAUGUUUCCAAUUGCAAGGUAAUAUGUAAUGUAGUGUUUGUAAAAUACUCUUGUCUAAUAUUAAUUAGUGAUAUUUUGAUUUGUACAGUCAUAACUUGUUAAAAUGACUUCAUUUUAACAUCAACUGAUGUAGAUAACGUAAGUCAGAUUUAAAGAUUGGUGGGACAGUGAUGCAUGUAAUACUUUUGCAAGUAUUGGGGGUUUGGUAUGUUUUGAAAAUAAUAAUUUAAUUUUCGGAUGUCAGGAAAUGGGUUUUCUCAAAGUCCAUUGCCGGCAAUGGGCGGGCCUUGUAAUACUGGCACAGAGAAUGAACUGUAUACCUUAUUAACAGUGAGGUGAAUAACUUUGAAUAAAGUUUAAUAAAUAUUUCAGA